UCACAAAAUGGCCGCCGCGCCGAAUCUCUGAACCUACAGGUUUUUGACAUCUCUGCCGCCUCCUACUCCUCCUUUCCUACAUCCUCCCUUCUUCCUCCUACCCCGGCCUGGAAGCCGAAGGUCCGGUCCUCAUCACAUUUCCAGUUAUUAGUGCUCUCUCAAUAGCUAAUACCCAAGGGGGGUAUCGGGAGGCUCUGCUGCUGCACGUAUAAAAAAGGUGUGAGAACUUUAAAUUUGUAUACAAAGGUGGCAGCACUUAUGCAUGGUCUGUGGCUGCUUGCAGAUGGAAUUUUACUAGAAGACUCAACAGUAGGAAUCCACAGGAUUUUUGUUUUCUACUAAAUAUAUUGCAACCCACAUUGCAUCAUGUUCAGACGACCGGACUUAUCUGGAAUGCAUAAAAUGAUGCGUCCUGUCCCCAGCAGUAACGUGUCUUCCUGCCUUAACCAGGACAGCAUGAGAAGUGUUGAUCAGUUUGGCUUGUAUGCUGCCCAGCAGAACAAAUACAGCCAUUCAGUCAGUCACAAGACCAUUUCUUGUCAGACACAAGAAACUAUAAAUGAGGCACAUUUACAGACAACCAGCAACAGGGAUUUGGAUACAAAGAAUGAUCUAAAGAAAAAGAAGAACCUUGGCAGGUCUGGGAAGCGAGGAAGACCAUCUGGGACCACUAAAUCAGCAGGCUACAGAACCAGCACUGGUAGACCCCUGGGGACCACCAAAGCUGCUGGAUUUAAGACAAGUCCGGGCAGACCCUUGGGUACAACCAAAGCCGCCGGAUACAAAGUCAGCCCAGGGAGACCUCCAGGUAGCAUAAAAGCUCUAUCACGGCUUGCAAACCUAGGUUACACAAGUAACAAUGCAGAAUUUCCCUACCCCACAUCACUUAGCAGAGGACUACAUUCUGCUGUGGAUGCCAACAUCAAACAUCCUGUUGAGUAGGAGUCAAAAAGCUUUCUGUGCAUAUAUGUAGGAUGAAGCAUAUCAGGCCAUUGUAUUAUUUCAUUGUUGUCUUUUAAUUUUAUAAAAUUUAUUUUCCGCUGGUGUGAUUGAAUCACUUUUACAUAUUUACAAAAUACAAAAAUAGCAGCUUCGCAUAAACCAUGUUGGUUUAUGCUCAGUACUGCACACAUACUAAAAAUUGUUUUUAUCUUUAUGCUGGCUUGUAAUUAUGAUAUAUCGUGUUAAUUUUAGUUAGCAUGUAGUGAUAGUCUGUCUGCUCUCUAUGUGGAGAAAUGUAAUUUUUGUUGGUCUUGGCGCAUUACUUUCAACUCACUUUAGCUAAAGAAACACAGCCAUAAACAGUGCUAGACACAUACUUGUAAUUAAGUAUAAAUAGGAAAAUUGGAAGCUGACAAUUAUUAAAGAAAACAAAGAAUUUUGUUAAUUCUAGCAUUUUAUAUUCAUGUUACCUAAAAAUAGCAAGUCACCAUUGUAUAAUCACAGAUGAGGGAUUUAUAAAACCAAAAAUGUAACAUUACAUAAAUGGAAUUUUGUUUAAAGAAAACAUGCAGAGAAUAUAACAAACACAGUGUAAAUAUUUAAGUUCUGUGGGUACAUUUGUGGAACUCCUAUUUAAACAGGUACAUUUAGUCCAAAGAAUACAAUUUGGGAGAAUUUACCUUUUUUUUUUUCAAUCCUAUUUUUUAGUAAUGAUGAUUUAAAUAUUAAGUCUCCUAUUUAUCUAAUUAUCUAACCGUCUACUUUAUAUAUUUUUUUUCUCCAUUCUUUAUGUUCUUUAAUUGGGGAAUAUUUGAGAUUUGUUUUUAAUUCCAAAUUGCUUUUAAUUUAGUUAUUGAGAUCUAAAGCAGAGACCAAAAAAAGUGUAAAUUUUAUACAUUUUUCUUAGGGCUUUUGAAAUAAGACAUUUAACAAAUCACAACCCCAUCUAACUUGAAAAAUGACAAAACAUGGCAAAAAUUAGAAAGAUUUGAAAGGAUUUGGCUGUAUUGUGUUGCAUGACUUUCUAGUACUCUAAUGUAUAAAUAAUGCAGAGCACUUGUGAAAGCCUAGGAAUAAACAGAAAUUACUUUUCAAAUAGCUUGAUGCCUUUAAAUGUAUGUGUAGCUUUCCUGCAACAAUUCUUGUGCUGCACCAAACUAAUGCUACUACUGAACAGCCAUUUUCCUUUCAUGGUAAGUCAUAAUAGUUCACAUUUUUAUGACAUUGCCUAUAAUGUCUCGAAAUCCAAACUGGAAAAUGAUUGAAAUAUUCAAACUUUCAAGCAAUGUCAUGAGCAUAAAGUGGGAGAAGUGCCCUUAGACUACCUCAAUUGUAGUUUGCUAGAAAAACAAGAGAGCUUUCCCCAGUAAACGUAUUGUGCAGAAUGAAUCACACAUGUAUGAAAAUCUACUUCCAAUAUAAAAUCUCAAAUUCUACAGUCUUCUCAAUUUAGGUUAGAAAUUUUGGAUGAGGAUAUGCAUAUAAGAAUGUGUUUUAUUUUUAUAAUCCUUUCCUCGAUCAUAUACACAUCCCUUUUAUAAUAUAUACCAGCUGUUUUAAACUGCAUUGUAAACAAUCACAGUUUUUAAGUUUUGUUCUGGGAAAAGUGUUUUUUUUUUUUUUUUCUUAAUUUUUUGUGAAUUGUACAGUAAUGAGCCCUGUCAGUUAAUUACACCCACCAUAACUUUAAUAAAGUGGUAGUUUGUGUAUACACACACACAUGCAUAUUAAAACCCCUGAGCAAAACACCAGUGAUGAGAGAUUGCACUUUUACUAAAAUUUAUUUGCAUGAAUUUUUUUGUAUUCUGGGUACAGUCAAAGUCCAUUGAGUCUAAUAAAAGACAUUCUGGGGAAAAAAAUUAAGUAGAAAAUUGAUGUCAACCAGAAAAUAGACUAAUGUAAUUAUAAACUACACACUGAUCAGGACAACAAUAAAGUGGUAUUUUGUAAAAAGCUGACCCGGGGGGUUUCAGUGAGAUCCAAUAUGAGCCCUAUGUUUAUGAUCGAAGUGGACUCAAAGUAUUAAAUGCUAGUGGUUGAGUCCUUAAUUCAUGUUGGGGAGAAGAAAUCUUAUUUCUUUAAUUUUCCAGACCUUUGUCAGCAAUAUUAGUUAGUAAUUGGUUACCUGUCUUCAUAUAGCAAGAGAUAGCAAUCUGCUGCUAUUUUGAUUAGAAGGAAACUUUGCUGGAUUAAGACCAGAUGUCACAUUUCAUGCCUUUCUUGUCAGGAAAAAAGCAGCAAGCCUUCAUGUGUUCCAGUGAUGCGUAGGACAAAAUGGGUUGGACUUAAAUCGAAUCUUUACCGUACGAUAUUAUGAUUUAUAUAUUCUGGACCUAUUUCGCACCACGUGCAAUCAAGAAAAUGAGCUUUUCAAGCCUUCGUACCGCUCAUUGUAACAAAUCCUAUUGAUCAAUUGGAUGACUACUUAAUUGUUUUUAUCUGGCAGCUAAGUGGAUAUUAAGUGUCGGUUCUACUAAUUGCAAUGGUUGCUUUGGUUUUAUUGGUUUAGGGAAGAUUAAAUCUUUCCUCACCUUCUGUUUUGCUUCUUUCAGUUUGGCAGUUUGAUUUAUAGUAUCCUGCAAUUAAAAGUCAGAAAACUACUUUCAACACCUGAUACACCAACAAAAUUAAAAUGAGGUGUUGGACGGAAACAAAUGCACAGAGAAGUCUCCAGAACAGUGAACACGUGCCAUCCUAUUUGAGCCCUGCAAAUAAUUCAUGUAUUAUUGCAUAUUUGGCAACUAAAAAUAAAAUGGCAAAAAAUAAAAAUGGGACUGAUGCUUUAAAGAGACUUGAUAUUGAAAUGUUGCUGUAUUUCUGCCAUCGUGUAUUGAGUUUAUGGGCGAUUCAUGAGUUUCUAAAUGUGUAUGCCCAGUCACAAACAAAGACUAUUUUGGAUUCAGGAUACAGUUAAAAUGCAACCACAGGAGUUUGGUUACACGCCAUCCUUUAAAGAUGUGGAAUCUUCCAAAGCCAUCUUCAUGACCCAGUUUUCAUCACAUUAAUCAAGUGCUGAUAAUCCUUAUUUCACUUCUCUUCCACUGAAAGAAAUGUGUUCUACACUAUCCGGUUAUCUCUCAACUUGUUCUUUGUUAAUGUCACAGCUACAGUGAGUUAUUUUUGUGUUGUACAUCACCUAAUGACCUGUAUAACUGUAUUACAAAUUCUUUAGAGGCCUCGGAAAGGGGAAAAGAAGUCAUCCAUACUGUUUCUUGGAGACAAAUGAAAUGGAAGCCUAUUUCUAAUCUAUUUAAAUGUAUGAAGUGUAUGCAAAACAUGUAUCCCUUGUGGUUUUUGUUUUUCAUAGAUGUGACAAUAUCAGGAUCUUCUGUACCUGGCUGCAUUUGUAUUUUCAGGCAGUGGGACUCAAGGCCUCAACCUCACUGAACUUACAAAAAGUAAGCUGUUCACUUCUAUACUAAAUAACACCAUGUAACAUUUCCUUUUUUUUAUUUUAUUUUUUUUUAUUUUUUUAAAUACUACGUGAAUGCUCUGCUUUACUCUAGCACUCUGCAUAGAGACAUUAUCUUAAAAAGAUAUAUAUACUAGCUUGAAAAAAAAAAAAAAAACCCACAUCCACAGAUAAACAUAUGAGCACAUUACCCUUGAAUGGUAAACUUCAAAUUAUAUUAAGACUUUGAAUUUUGUGUCCUCAUUUCUAUUGUUGUGAAGUCAUGUAAGAGUAGUAAAACAGAUGUGUGUAUAAUGAAUAAGAAUAUUCUUUACACUAUGGCAUAUUAAAAACUGGAAGUUUUUCAUUCUUUUA
Molecule: messenger RNA, 4708 nt
Organism: Pelobates fuscus (common spadefoot toad)
Lineage: Eukaryota; Metazoa; Chordata; Amphibia; Anura; Pelobatidae
Gene: C3H5orf24
Product: chromosome 3 C5orf24 homolog
Exons: 3
Coding region: 367-942 (191 amino acids)
Source: RefSeq, a predicted model, not a curated record